AUGCCCAAAAACAAGGCGAAGCCACCUACCGAGGCACCAUGGCGGCAGCACAGGGAGAAUCGCCGAGACGACGAGCAGGCAGGUCGUGGAUCCGGAAAUGGGUGGAAUGUCUGGCAUGGUGCCUGGCGCUCUACCAACUCUCCGAAUGCCGCGGAGAGGGGCAAGCCCUUUCCUACUUACGACCGCAAGUGGCAGCCAGAGCCUCCGAUCCGGGUAGUCAGCGAACACAGGCAUGCGGAGCCUUCGCGGACUACGGAAAGUGCCUCGCGAAAAGUCCAGCAGUGUGUCAAUCUCCUACGCAAGGCCGAAACGAAGGUCGGCAAGAUUGCAAGGGACCAACAAGAGAAAGCCAACCGCUUCGCGGACUACGAGAGGCAGUUGAUGGCGUCCUUCUUGGUAGAAAAGCAGAAGCAUGCAGAGUACCAGGAGAAGCUCGCCAAGGACCUCGAAGAGGCAAGACAACAGGUGCUAGAGGCCAAAACCACGUUGGCGAAGUCGGUGGCGGAAGCCACCUCUCUGAACGAGGACGCCAGCAUGGAACCUACGACGCAGGGAGAGGCAGAGUGGGCGGAGAUGGUUCAGCGUCACUCUGGCACACCAGUGGUUCCGCCACAAAUGGACCCGGAGGUCAUUGCUCUGCUGAGGCUCUACAAGAGCGGUGCAAUACCUCCACCUGGGCCAGGCUCGGCUGCCCCACAUAUGACAGGAGGUGCGCCUAUGAUGGGACCACUCUCCCACCAGCAUGGACCACCCGGGCUUGGACAAGACAUGGCUUCGGGACAGAAGGCGGCACCACCUCCCGAGCCUGCGAUGUCAACUGGUGUCCCGGAGGGGCCACCUGCAAUGCCUACGUAUGGAGCAGCCUCCCCAGGAGGCGACAAGGCCAGCAGAGUGGCGCCGUAUCAGCAGACCUCGCCUAUGCCAGUCAGACAUGGGGAACAGGCACCUGCCGAAGUCAAGGAGCCGGUCACUACGCCUCUUCCACCGACUCCUUCAACCGCGGAGGGCGAGGCUUCCAAGUUGCAGACAAGGGAAGGGGUCAAGGCCCUCCCCCACCAGACACCGGUCAGAACGCCGAUUCCUUCCACGACCCUCCAAGACAAGCUGGAGCACAAGCGAGCUACGGACCCCUUGGGUCCCGCGCUGCAGCCUUUCAGAGGGGGACAUGUCAGCCAAGCUGCAGCCAUGGCAGCUUAUGCAGAGGUAAUGGCCGCCCGCUCGCAUCCACAGGGCGGAAAUGCACAGGUUUCCAAGACCACGAUCGUACAGGACGACGAUCCCGAUACUCAACACAUGUCGGCCUCGCCUGGCUUGACGAAGUUGGAGUGA
Molecule: messenger RNA, 1329 nt
Organism: Symbiodinium sp. CCMP2592
Lineage: Eukaryota; Dinophyceae; Suessiales; Symbiodiniaceae
Source: the annotation of a GenBank genome assembly